Messenger RNA from Ilex paraguariensis (yerba mate), 2552 nucleotides. The record is from the annotation of a GenBank genome assembly. Lineage: Eukaryota; Viridiplantae; Streptophyta; Magnoliopsida; Aquifoliales; Aquifoliaceae.
UUGUUCAAAGUUGGGAUUCUCUGUCAUGUUUUUGGAAUUGCAGGUUUAGUUAGUUACCUAUUCUAAUUGUUCCUUUCAGAUUCUUCUGUGAUGGACUCUAAUUUUUUCCACAAUCACAUGGCUUUCCUUAUUAAUUCACUUGUUUUGAGGUUCAUGUUGAUAAAUAAGCAGUUAAUUGAGUGAGCUUGGUUAAGAAGGGCCAGUCCGUAUGUAGAUAUAUGCCUGCUUGACAAUCUCUUCAAUUGCUGCUGUGUAACUUUAAAUAAUGGGUGCUUCGAACAUCGUAUUCAUACUAAUGUUAUCCAUUUGACUUAAAAUGGUUUUUUCCUUCUUUUUUUUUGUGAAGCCUGAUUUACCUUCUUGAUCUGUGGAUGAUCAAGCUUUCUGCUGGUAAUACCCCUUUGUUGUCAUUCAACUUUAGGUAAAUACUGUUCAAGAUUGAAGUCAUGUGCCUUAUGCUAGAAAUUGAUAUUUUCUAAUUGAAAUCGAUGGAUAAAUUGAUCAACUAGAUGCACCUUCACCUGGUAAUGGUUAUGUUUAAUGAUAGUGUAAGUCCCUGUGCACUUAUUUUCCUUUUAUGAGCAUGGGCUUCUUGUUUCUGUUAGUCCUGUUUGUUUCACACACUGCAGAAAUGGUGAGUUGAUCGUUGGUGCUUCUUGUUACGUGGCUGUUCCCUAUUCCUUUCCUUUAUUUUGGUAUCGUGCUCUUGGUUGUGGAGAAGAAGUGUUGAAGGACAUAGACUCGGAAUUCCGUAACGGCCACCAAACCGUACUUGAAUACAGAAUAUGGUUUUUGUUUUGGAUCAGCCGGAAAGGAAACUUAUUGAUCCUAAAGAUGAGGGUGGAACCCAACCUUUGACUUCAGAGCAGUUACCAGAUAGAUAUGCAACGUCAGCAACACAAAAGAACUCAGAAAUAUCAGCUUCUGAUGAUGAUAAUGCGGCUGUGAAAAGUAUGGAGACUGGAGAAGAACAGAAUGAGACAAGUAACUCACAAGAGAAGACCCUAAAGAAACCAGACAAAAUACUUCCAUGUCCCCGCUGCAAUAGCAUGGACACCAAGUUCUGUUAUUACAAUAAUUACAAUGUCAACCAACCCCGGCACUUCUGCAAGAACUGCCAGAGAUACUGGACAGCUGGUGGAACCAUGAGGAAUGUGCCUGUUGGUGCUGGUCGCCGGAAGAACAAACACUCGGCCUCCCACUACCGUCACAUAAGCGUCUCAGAAGCUCUUCAGAAUCCCCGAGCAGAUAUUCCAAAUGGACUUCACCACCCUACUCUGCAACCCAAUGGUACUGUCCUUGCCUUUGGAUCAGAUAAACCCCUUUGUGAGUCAAUGGCUUCAGUUUUGAAUAUUGCUGAAAAAACAGUGCGGAACUGCUCACAAAAUGGGUUUCAUAAAUCAACAGAACUAAGAAUUCCAGUUUCUUAUGCAGUUGGCGAAAAUGGUGAAGAUCAUUCUAGUGGAUCUUCAGUCACUGCUGCAAGUUCAAUGGAUGAGGUUGGUAAAACUGUGCUGCCCGACCCAAUGAUGCCGAACUGUCAGAGCUUUCCACCUCAGGGACCAUGUUUUACCGGGCCUCCUUGGCCUUACCCAUGGAAUUCAGCUCAGUGGAGCUCUCCAGUAUCCUCGCCUGCUUUCUACCCUGCUGGCUUUCCUAUGCCAUUCUACCCUGCAGCACCUUAUUGGGGUUGUACUGUGCCAGGAACUUGGAACCUCACUUGGGUCACCCAGCCUCCUAUGUCUCAAAACCAGAUGGCCCCUCCUCCAGGGCCCAAUUCUCCAUCCUUGGGGAAGCAUUCAAGGGAAUACGACAUGCUUAAAUCAACCAACGAACACAAAGAAGGGCCACAAAAAGAGAGUGAUCCUGAGAAGUGCCUUUGGGUUCCAAAAACUUUGAGGAUUGAGGACCCUGGAGAAGCUGCAAGGAGCUCUAUAUGGGCGACACUGGGGAUUAAACAUGAUACAGCAGAUUCUAUUCGCGGAGGAGGUCUCUUUAAGGCUUUCCAAUCAAAUGGUGACAAAAAGAAUCACACAGAAACCUCUACGGUAUUACAAGCCAAUCCAGCAGCAUUGUCGCGAUCGCUAGACUUUCAUGAGAGUGCGUAAGUGGAUGGCUGGAAAAGCUUUGUGAAUGAUACAUAAUGGUGGCAACGGAAGCACAAAGACUUUUUAGUUCAUGUGAAUUCGCUCUGAAUUUUAAUGUCAUAUUGUGACUUCACCAGGCCUGAUUAGCCAGCCACUCUUUAGAAGAAUCAGUUCUCGAUGGACCAACUGGGAAAAGCAGACAAGAGACUCCUGUUUGCUAAUAGAAAAGAAACUCCUGUGACAUAAAUCUCAAGAGAAGGGAGAUAGAAUUCGUUGGCUGAGGUAACAACUGAUUUCUACUUGUCUUUGGGUGGAAGUUCAAAUAGCUUCUUUUUGAUCUCAAUUAGAUGUUACGCUGAGUUCUUAGUGCAUGUACAUAUUCUUAUUUGAAGUAUUAAGAGCAUAAACAGAUUCCCAUAUGCAGUAAAAUAAAUUUGGUAAUAAAACUCAAGCAUUUCUCCUUGA